AACUGCUUUUCAUUUCCACUUUCUGUCAGUUCUGGCACCUCUCAAUAUGCCUGCACACAUGAUCAGGAUUUGCUUGAGUUAUAAACUGGAAUGGUGUAGUCUGGACAGGUUUCAGGAGAAAUCUAGGCAUUUUGUAUCAGAUGAUUUUAUAUCUGUCAGCGAUUCUGAGGAGGUGUACUACUGCAUAUUAUUCUGACAUCAGUGUUGGAACUCAGUUUUGGUUCUUUACAAAGAACAUUAUUUAUUAAAAACUUGUUCUUAUGCCAACUUAUCAAAUAUCAAAUGCUUCCUUAAAAUGAUCAGCUUAAUAGGGACUUCUCUAACUAGAAAAGAAUAAAAAGAAGGAAGCAUCUAAUUGAUGCAGCUCACUUUGAGGACUUUAUUUUUAAAGUCUUUAAAAAUUUUAAAUUCUUUCUGUGUUAGAUGCUCUUACUCUUGUAAAAUUUUAGAUACCAGAAAGAGACAAAAAAAAUAAGAUGAAUAGUUAUGUACAGAUUGAGUUCAGCUCGCCGACAUUUUGUUUAAAAAACUAUUAAGUAACCAAAGAUGACAGAAAGAAGAAGGACAAUAAUGUUCUUUUUUGUCUCUGACUAAAUUUAAUCUACUCUCUCUGCUCUGUAUUUUCCAUUCAUUCAUUCACUAAAUGUGUAAUACAUGAUUUUGUAGUUAUGUAUUUCUUUAUUAGGGGAGUAUGGCAAUGUUCUACGGUUAGCACCAGUUCAGGUCAGUGUUUACAGACUUACUGCUGAAAAGGAAUCUUUUUUGUAAGAUAGAGGAGUGUAACACACAGACUUGUUACCUGUGUCUGGUCGUUAUCCUCCAGAUCGUCUCUCGGUCGGCCUUCAGUUGGGGAAGCAGAGCCACUUGACCUCCUGCUGCCUCCUGGCCUCUGAGCGCAGCCUUUUGGAAUGUGUUUAAAAUGUUUGAAUGCAGACAUAAUACAACAUCUCUGAGUUAUCUGCAUGUUAGUGAGACACUGCUUAUGUGCAUGUAUGUUUGCUGACAGAUUAGUGCAUAUCAGAACAAAGAUUUUAGAAGAAAAGGUUGGAAUAAUCACUGAAAAUAAAAUAUUCUUUGUUUGAUUUCUCUGAAACACUUUUAAUUCUUCAAUUAUAAAUGUAAAAUAUUAUAAUUUAAAUUCCAGAUAUGCUUCAUUUGAAAAACAUUUUGUUUAGAACUGUCAUAAAGAUAUGAUAUUUUUUGAUAUGAUAUGCCAGAUGAAAGUGAAGGAAUACUUAUCAUUUUUCAGAAUUUCUGUGAUAUUCCUUUGACCUCCAAAAUCAUAAAAUCACAAGAAAACCAAAAUGCAUUCUGGUCACAAGGCUGGCUUUUCCACUUUGAUGAGUGAAAGUUUAAUUUUGCUCCAGUUCACAUAAUCGUUAUAUGUGCGUGAAAUGUUGCCACAGCUGCCUCCCAUCUUUUAUUCCUGCUGUGCUCUCACUCUUUCCAGCUUUUAUGUACUAUUUUUAAUAUCACUAUUUUCUAAAAAUGAGUCUUCUCUUCCGCUGUACUCACAUACACAAACGCAGACACACACACACACACAAGUCAUAAAAGAGAGAUAACUAGAGAAGGACUCAAACUUGUGGCCCUUGUUCAUUCAGAUGGAAAUUAUCCUUGCUUUGCGUUUUCUACAUAGGUUCUGUUGGUGUGGAUGAGCGAAGUGGCCGAUGUCAGUGUGAACUUCAUCAGCUACCUUAGCUUUGUGAUGUUUCGUCUGAGAAGGGUGGUGGGGGCCUGGGAGCAUAUUUGCGCCAGCCUUUUACCCCCUUGAGCGUCUCCUUAAGCUGUGAUCUGCCCCUGCUGGCCCCAGACUAACUUUGUAACACCCCCAAAACCCACACACUAAGCUCCACACUGUGUGUGUGUGUGGGGAUGUGUGUGUGUGUGUGUGUGUGGGUGUGUGUAUGUCCAUUCGUUGCAUAUGCUCUACGCUGCCACCAAAAGGCUUGUAAGGAUUUGUCAGCCAGAUGUGACAAGAUUGUCAAGAGGCAGGCGUGGAGAGGGGGAGAUCUGAUAUUAAUCAGAGCAUAGCUGGAAGCCAAACUCUAUCAGACUCAGUGUACUAACAUGUUCCCCUCAUUUACUCUCUCUCUGAGCCAAACACUCCCUCUGCGUUCCUAACAGCAAGCAACCAACACCAGAGAGCCAUCCAAACUUUGGCUUGCUUCCUCCAUCCUCACGCUCACAUUUUUGUCUCCUUCAAACUUGUUUCUGUACAGAGGGCAGCGUUUUUCUCAUGGAUCUUCAGGCGAUCUGCUGCACCUUGGUAAACUGUAACUGUGACAACUUCAAGCCUGGGAAGCUGAAGAGGAGGCAGUGUGAAAACUGCAAACAUGGCUGGGUAGCACAUGCCUUGAGCAAGCUGAAGGUGCACCAUAUGUUCCAGAGUAGCCAGGUGGAGAUUGUGCAUUCCAACGUAGUGUUUGAUAUCUGCAGCUUGAUGCUGUACGGCACCCAAGCCAUCCCGAUCCGGCUCAAAAUCCUCCUGGACCGCCUUUUCUCUGUCCUCAAACAGGAGGAGGUCAUCCAGAUCCUCAACGCAUUGGACUGGACACUGCAGGAUUACAUCAGAGGAUACGUGCUCCAGGAUGUUGCUGGUAAAGUGUUGGACCGGUGGGCCAUCAUGACCUUUGAGGAGGAGAUUGCUACUCUGCAGCAGUUUCUGCGUUUUGGUGAAACCAAGUCUAUAGUGGAGCUUAUGGCUUUACAGGACAAGGAGGGGCAGGCGGUGUUGGUUCCCAGCACCCGCACAAACUCAGACAUCCGCACCUUCAUAGAGCGGAACACUCCUCGCUCCACUGCCAGUCUCUCCGCAACUAAGGUUGAAAAGAUUAGCGGCAACAGCAUGCACCACUUUGAGAACUUCAUCAAUAGCAUGGCCUUCAUGCUUCCAUUCCAGCUGCUAAGCUCUGUGCCUGCACCAUUCUUAGGCUCACCACCAGGGGCAAUGCAACAACAGCACCAGCAGCACCAACAGCAUCAACAGCACCAGCAGCACCCAUGUGGUGCUUCAGUUGAGCAGCAGCUUCAGAGAAAAGAUGAUGUGAGAGACAAUAUUGGCAGGGACAACCCCCUCCAUCUCUCACAUCCUUCAGAGAGCAGCCUGCUAGGUUCUAGCUCCAUCUCAUAUGCUUCUGAUUUGGACCAAACCGGUGAAAGAACAACGGACACACAUUCCACAACAGCAAAGAUUGAAGCAGAAGACUUCUCCACCAGUGACAACUACUCAGAUGGCUCAUCGACACCAUGCACGCCAUCUAUGACCUCUGAUGUCCCACAGAUGUCUCCUGAGGGGAAGCUGCGCUCUCUGGACAGGAAUGGAAGCGGCAAUGGAGGGGCAUCGGGGGGUGGAGGCUCUCUGAAAAAAGGGCGUGUAUUUUGCAACGCUUGUGAGAAAACAUUUUAUGACAAAGGCACACUGAAAAUUCAUUACAAUGCAGUUCAUCUGAAGAUUAAACACAAGUGUACCAUUGAGGGGUGCAACAUGGUCUUCAGCUCACUGCGCAGUCGCAAUAGGCACAGCGCUAACCCAAACCCCCGGCUACACAUGCCCAUGAACCGGAACAACAGAGACAAAGAUUUACGAGGGAGCUUGUCUGCUGAUGAAAGUUCACAAGGAGAAAAGAGAGCUGAAUAUAGCAAUACAAUUUCCAUCUCUUCCUCGGAAAGCCAUAAGUCUGCUCCCAGCUACAUGGUGAGUCAUGUGGACACUGCUCCUAAGCUCCACAAUAGUUCUUUCUCCAGCAUGGGCCAAACUGGCAUCCUCUUCCCUAACUUGAAGACAGUACAGCCAGUCUUGCCUUUCUACCGAAGCCUGGUAACCCCAGCAGAACUCGCUAACACCCCAGGGACACUACCUUCUCUUCCAAUUUUAUCAUCUUCUGUAACUGUCAAACCCAUCACAGCUCCGGAACCUUGUAUGACAGAUCCUAUACCAAAGAAAAAAUCACGUAAGUCAAGUAUGCCAAUAAAAAUAGAGAAGGAGGUAAUAGAGCAGGAUGAGGAGAUGGAUAAGGGAAGCCUCUCUGAGGAGGAGGUUCCUCUGAGAUGUAGGGAAAAGGAUGACUUUGAGGGUAACCAUGAAGGAGAGCAUAUGUGCAAUGAAAAAUCUGAAGAGGCAAGAGAAGAUUACAUGGAUAAAGAAAAGGAAAGGGAUGGUAGCAAGUAUCUGAUAGACCAAACCUUUGCUGGAAAUUCAAUUGAAAGGAAUGAUGAACAUGACAGACCAGAGCAAAAAGAAACGAGGGUCAUCACUGUUUCACCAUCCCUAUUGGAAAAGAGGCCCAUGGCUAGCAACAAAAUCUCAGCUAGUAAAGAAUCCACUUGCACUGAAGAUAGAAUUGACAUAGGACAUUCAGAUUCAUUGCAAAUAGCUGACAAGAUCCCAGAGCAUAAAUGGGAUGAAUCUGGGCACAGGCUGACCAAUGGGCGUGGUCUCCUGUUGGAUGAAAAGGAAGGACUUGACAGAUGUGAAGAAGAUUAUGGGAUCUCAGGACUGUCUCACCUUGAACCUGAUGCUAACCCUCCACACCACUGUGAGAUCUGCAGUAAGACCUUUAAAAACCCUUAUAGUGUCAAGAUUCACUACCAAAACAUCCACUUGAAGGAGAUGCACAUGUGCACAGUGGAUGGCUGCAAUGCUGCCUUCCCGUCCCGAAGAAGCCGAGACAGACACAGUGCAAAUCUGAAUCUACAUCAUAAGCUGCUGACCAAAGACUCCCUCAGCCCAGCCGCCUCCCCCUACUCCCCAUCACACUGCAGAGACAGAGACUCGGAAGGCCUGGAGCCUGGACAAAACCAGCAGGACAAAGACGCGCUGCACCGAGACCCAACCAGCCAGACCUCAGUCAUCUUCCGAGGACACAACCGCAUGGGACUGGUGUUUCCUAUGAGCAAGGCACCUGCUGCACUUAGCAGUGCUGAGACAUCCCCCCUACAAGAGUUGGAGGGAUUAGGAGAAGCAGACAGAGGUGGAAAUGGGAAUGAUGGAACGAUCCUUGACCUGAGCACCUCAACCUCUCUCCUACCUUGUGGCAGCGGCAGCGCUCAGUCUUCCUGGGACUCAGAUGAAGCUGAGAGUGAUGAGGAGGCAGGGGAUGAGGAUGAGGAGGCCCUCCCCAUAGAGGACAGCGAUGAGAGCUGUGAUGGGCUGGGUGUGAGGAGGCCAGAGGGUGAGGAGGGGGCAGCGGGGAGACACAGGAACACAGGCUGUAGCAGGAGCGGACAAAACAGACAUCAUGGGGGUGGGUCUCCCAUCACAUGCCACGUCUGCCAAAAGGUAUACAGCAACAAAGGAACAUUCCGCGCUCAUUACAAGACAGUCCAUCUGCGACUGCUUCACAAGUGCAAGGUCCCAGGAUGUGACACAUCCUUCUCCUCUGUACGGAGCAGAAACAGACACAGUCAGAAUCCAAACCUACACAAGAACCUUUGUGUUACCUCAGGGGCCACCGCCGAACACGAAUAAAGAUCUGGGUUCAAAUGGCAGCAAGCAGGUGAUGGGGGCGGGGGGGCAGAGUGAAGACUUACUAAUUAGCACUUUUUAAAUAUGAACACAAUCCACCAAAAUACUGUAUGUUUGGAAAAAAAGGAAAAAUCAUGCAAAAAGAAUAUACAGUUAGAAAUCCAUGUGUUGUGUAAAAUGAAACGACAUUCCUGUCAGUGUUUACUCAUUAAAGUACAAUCAGUGUGUGUGUAAAGAAUCGUCUACAUUAAUGUAAGUUGUCCUGUUGUAAAGUGGAACUGAUCUCGUUCUGUUUUCUUUAACCCUGAUGUUCCAGUUCAGACCACAGAAACAUUUUCCCUUUUGUUCUCCCUGUGAUGGCAGAAUCAGGAAGCUGAAUAUUAUGGAUUUACUGAAUACUGUCAUCAGAUAGAUCCUACAUAUGGCGCUUAAUUUAUCAGAAAAAUACUUCAGUAAGUACCAUUAUUUAAAAGUUCUAGUGUUGAGUGUGACCAUAUUUACUAUUCUCUGAUCUGAUUUGAUCUUUCCAGUUCUGUUUUAUGCUGCCAAUAUUGACCAAAGAUUUUCCUCCCUUCCUAGAUGUGUGCAACAUCCCGUUUCUGUUUUCUGACGGAUAUGCAGUAUAAAAGGGGCUCACCACGGUCACUAAUUAAGCCUGAGCACACAGGGCCUGAUGAAAUGCAAAAGUUUAUUUACUUUAUGAUGAACAGCGGUAAAGUGUGACUGUGGAACAAUAAAAUUGAGAGAAAAAAAUAUCUAGAAAAAUGGCCGAAGACUUAAAGACCUUCUCAGUUUCUGUGGCUUGCUUGUAAAGAAAUGUGAUCUUGGGGCUGUUGUUAGCAGAGCUGUUGCUCUCAUAUUGUUUGUGUUUAGGAGGAAGUUGACUGAGUGUAAAACCCACAGCCAGGCGCUGGUCUGGAGCCUGGAAGCAUGUACUGUGAAUGAGUCAAACACUGAUAAUAAAUACGGGGAAAAUAGCAGUCAUUAUUGACCAAACUUACACUAUAAAUAACAACUGUUGAACAAAAUUGUUAUUGAACUGGAUAUUAUGUGAAUAGAGUAAACUCUCUCAAGGAAGUUAAACAUUUACUGUAUCAAAUAGGAACAUUUCAUGACUGUCUGUUCCUUUUUGAAUAAAAAACAAGAACGUGUAUUGUUCUGGUAGUUCAGCAGAUUUGCUCUGUAUCACAAAUGUUUGUAUUGUGUAUUUAAAUUCAACAGGUUAGAUUGAGAAACCAUUCUUUUCUUUACAUUGAUUUGUUUAAAAAAUGAGAGAGCAAAAACAGUUCAUUGUUAAUAGAUAUUUCUUUUGGUUUAUUGUCAUAAUAUUUGUUUGCAGUUAAAUAAAGAGCCAUAUGUUUGGAGGACUCCGUUUAUUUUUUUUAUUCAUAAGAUCCUAAAAUCAAAUACACACCACUGCCCAUGUGCACACAGGCAUGCAUUCACACAUGUCAAACACACACAUUUAAAACAUACUGUUUGACAAAAUUAAAAGCGCUCCUCUUUGGGAGCCUUUUAAUAGUUUUAUAUCACUUCUGUUUCUGUUAAACUUUUCCACAAUCAUUUGGUCAUCUGUUUAAUGAGUCUAAACUAGAAAAUCAGUAGCAUGAUGCCUUAGGACACCAAACAACAGCCAGUCAGCAGUCCAAUCACAUUUGUUUGGCUAUUUCAUGAAAAAUUGACCCUAAAGUUUCAAUAGAACUUCAGGUGAAAAGAAACAUUUCAACGUCCAUGUCCUGCUUCUAGAUAUUGUACUAACAAAAUGCUGGUAAACAAAUACAUUUUCCUAUCAAUUUGAAAUCAACAGAUUAUAACAAUAAUGGUAAACAUAAUAAUUUGUGGCAUUAGGGGCUCUUAUUGACAGCAAUUAGAAAACAAGCAGAGAGAAUGAGAAAAACUACAACUGAUUGAAACCCCGGAUAAACAGACACCGCCCUGCUGUUACACCAUUCAGGGCCCCGUAGGUUUUAUUUUUAACAUCACUUUGAAAUUUGCACUGUUGUUCAUAGAAUGU
Messenger RNA from Xiphophorus maculatus (southern platyfish), 7481 nucleotides. RefSeq names its product basonuclin 1 (gene bnc1). Lineage: Eukaryota; Metazoa; Chordata; Actinopteri; Cyprinodontiformes; Poeciliidae. Gene Ontology annotation, biological process: regulation of transcription by RNA polymerase I. The coding region runs from base 2240 to 5470 and encodes 1076 amino acids. The transcript is spliced from 5 exons. Gene Ontology annotation, cellular component: nucleus. The record is from RefSeq and is a predicted model, not a curated record.